UCAAGCAGAGAGAGAGAGAGGGAGAAGCCGACACGUGAACAGUUGUAUUCUAACCUUUUUUGGUUAACGUAAUCUAUAAAAUAAUUUAUUCUCACAUAAAUAGUAUUUAAAUACUACAAAAAAAAUAUAGAUUUUUAAAAGAGACAAACAACUAUGGAUUCUGAUAUAAAAAAUGAUACAAAAUGUGAAAUGUUUAUUUAUCUUAAAGACAUCGGUUGCUGUUUAAAAUGCUGUUUACGUUUAUCCGGAAUAAAAACAAUAGAACUUCUUAAUGAAUACAUCAAAGAUUAUAAAGUAAAAUGUGUUCCAGAUAAUAUUGGAGUAUUUGAUGAAAAGAACUCAUGUAUAGCCUGCUUAGGAAUAAUGUAUGAUGAAAUUCAAGACAGUGUAGUAGAUCAAAUAGCUAAAGAAGUGAUCUCUAAUGGAUAUGAUGCUUCUAUAUUUAGCGGUAAUCUCACAGUCCCCAUGUCUCUAAUGUUGAGAGAAAAAUCUAUUGAUGAAGCAUUAACCCAGAAAUUUUCAUUGACUGAGUCUCAAUGGAAUAGUUUUAAAUAUAAGACACAUUAUAUUAAAGAUGCCUGGAAAACGGACAUUUUACCACGUGUUGAAAAGAAAAUUUCAAAAAAAUCUACGCCGUUAUCGAAUGUACCUUACCUUAUGAUUAUGAUUUCAUUUUCUUAUUCUCAUGAUGAUGAUGACUGCAAAAAAUUGUUAAAAGGUAAAAUAAGCGAUUUCAGUCGAAACAAAAUUGAACAGAUAUUGUCUGAUAAUGAAUUAAAGGAAUGUCUGCUAAUACCACCUCCAAAGCCAUCAACAAGUGUACUAAUCGAUAAAAUAUAUUGCUCACAUGGAAGUAUUUUUAUUGGAGGACGAUAUUCUAAACUAUCAAGACAGCUGAGUCAAACUCCGUGGUUCAUUAAUGGAGAAAAAAAAAUGGAAACAUCUGUUCAAGAUUUAUUAUCGGAUAUAAUUGUAAAUUAUACUAAAGCUGAUGCUAUAAAAUUUUUGUCUUCUGGAAGAGAAGACGUUGAUGUGAGAACAAUUAAUUUAGGAAGACCGUUUGCUAUUGAACUUAUAAAUCCUAAAAUCACGAAAGCAUUAUCUGGAAAGCUGAAGGAAAUGGUAGAUGAAAUAAAUGCCUCCACCAAACUCAUUCGAAUUACCUCAGAAAUGAAAAUUCUCUCUCCAUUGGAUUUGAAGAAGUUAAAAGAAGGUGAAAACGAAAAAACAAAAUUUUAUCGAGCUUUGUGUAUAGUGAAAGAUGAAUCAUGUAAUUCAUUAGAUCUCGAUAGUUUACAGAAUAUAAAAAAUUUAGAAAUAGUACAAAAAACUCCUCUCAGAGUAUUACACAGAAGACCAUUCACACCACGUAUUCGAGUAAUUCAUGCUAUGCGUGGACGUUGGUUAACAAGUGACGAAAAACUGAAAGUAAAGAAACGAUAUACUAAUACAAAUGUUGAUCAAUGUUUAUUAGAUAAAUUAUUUAUUAUUGAUGUAAAAACUCAAGCAGGAACUUAUGUUAAAGAGUUUGUUCAUGGUGAUUUUAAUAGAACAAAACCAAGUCUUUGUGAUGUUCUUGGGGUAGAAGUUGACAUUGUUGCUUUGGAUGUUACUGGCAUCAAUAUACAUUGGCCAUGAGUUGAACUCGUGUCAGAUAUAAAGACUAUAUUUUUAUGUACAAUUAAACACAAUAAAACAAUUAAAAUUUAUUUGUAAAAUGUAAAAAUAUUGACAUAAAUAAUAUUGAUUUUUUUAAUGAAUAAAAA
This is a messenger RNA of Chelonus insularis, 1766 nucleotides long. It is a transcript of the gene Pus10, whose product is annotated as Pseudouridine synthase 10. NCBI's taxonomy places the organism in Eukaryota, Metazoa, Arthropoda, Insecta, Hymenoptera, Braconidae. Gene Ontology annotation, biological process: tRNA pseudouridine synthesis. Bases 154 to 1638 code for a protein of 494 amino acids. Gene Ontology annotation, molecular function: RNA binding; pseudouridine synthase activity. The record is from RefSeq and is a predicted model, not a curated record. The transcript has 7 exons.